Branchiostoma floridae (Florida lancelet) is the source of this 1592-nucleotide messenger RNA. RefSeq lists its product as uncharacterized. The transcript has 6 exons. Bases 357 to 1130 code for a protein of 257 amino acids. NCBI's taxonomy places the organism in Eukaryota, Metazoa, Chordata, Leptocardii, Amphioxiformes, Branchiostomatidae. Gene Ontology annotation, cellular component: membrane; endoplasmic reticulum. The record is from RefSeq and is a predicted model, not a curated record. Gene Ontology annotation, biological process: lipid homeostasis.
ACACUGACUACAUGCACAAGAGCGUAAAGUGGCAAGUGGGAUUUAGGUAUCAUAUCCUCGGUAAGUUUGGUCAUUUGUUACCUAAAGCAACCAUAUCUAUAUAUAUUUACCGCUGCCAAAUUCCACUUUUGGUACAGCGCCAUAAAAGGGUCUAAAAGCGCGAAGUAGAAACGUCCAAGACCUUUGUACCCGGAAAUGGAUAUGUCAGUAUAGAAAGACACUACACCUUCCAUCGCAAUGGUUUAGCCCAAGAUUUUAAUAACAAUGAUCCGUGAAAGCAAGAAAUUGCAAUUUCCAGGCUCGCUGCAACUUCACCAGCACACAUUUGUCCUCUGAGCGGUCAGACCAAAUUUAAAAUGGCUUUUCAAACGUUCCUUAUCGUCGUCACAGCGUCUUCGUGUGCAACCUGGCUGGCCGUCUUCAGACUCAGUGCCGUGGUUCUCACUUGGCUGUGUUCGACUUACGAGGGUCUCUCCAAGCACAGGCGACAUGUAGUGGACGACAGUUUCAAAGCUGCAGUGUACGGCUGUUUCGCCGGCCCUCUAGCCUGGUACGCCUACAUCUGCACCGAGAUUCCGCCAGAGGGCGUCUGGCUAGAUGUGCCACUUGUGAGAUUUCUGUCUGCACUCUAUAUGGGCAGCAUACUCGCACAACUAAUCGUGACAAUCGGCUUCCCGUACGCCAGCAAAACAGACUUCAUCUUGUACAAGAUGCACCAUGCGGUUUCGCUGUAUUCCACAUACAUCGGGGCGAGCUAUCCCGCCAUGCCCUACUAUGCCAACGUCUGCUACAUGAUGCAACUAAGCAACCCUAGUGUGUAUUUGCGGGUCAUUCUAAAGGAGCUCGGGUACCAGGACUCCAAGUACUACAUGUGGAACGGUGUUGUCAUGUGUGUGACCUUUGCCCUCUGUCGUGUCCUUGUCACAAGCAUCGCGACCUUCAACCUUGUCAAGGUCAUGGUGUUCCAAGACGCCUUCAGUCGGCUGCCCUUACAUGUUUCCUUGUGUUACAUCUUGGGUGCGCUAGUGUUUAAUUCCCUUAACUACUACUGGUUUAGUUUGAUGUGCAAAAGAGCCAUAGGCCACUUAUGGAGAAAUGAUAAGCAAACGUCAGAGCCGAAACUGAAGUAAACAUAUGUUUCAAUAUAUGUUAUUGAAUAUUCAUAUCAGUAUGCUUCUUAAUACGUAUCAUCACACACAGUGCCCUAUAAAAUCUGUCUACGUACGUCUACAAACAUUAUGUACAUCACAAAUGUAUCUGCAUUGUUAUGGUAACGGUAUCUAUAUAACGUUAUAUUUUGACGCAAGUCUGUACCCAAGGACAGGUGGUAAUACAAUGAUUUCUUAUAAAAAAAUUUUUGUUUUUUUUUUUUUUUGUUUUUUUGUAACGACUAGUAAGGGGAGCAAGAGGAGCGUUUUAGUGCGUAGAAUCGGAAGUUCAGGUUAAACCAAGAUUCUUUAUUCCACACGAAAGUCCCUUGUCAGGAUGUUCAUAUUGUGUUUGUCAUUGGUUACGUUAUUGAGCAUCCCAUGGCAUAUCAUGAGGACACCCUUCACAUAGGUGUGGUCCCUGUAGCUUACAAAUUAAUCAUU